AUGCGUUUCGUUCUUCCUACCCUGCUAUUCUGUGCUCUUGUCACUGCGCACCCGAGUGACGACCCAGGCCAAUGGACUGGGGGUAAGGUCAAGGGCAAGAGUAUGUACGGAUAUGGGGGCGGUGAUAAUGCGAAUGGGAACAAGAUCUAUGACGGUGGUGUGGGCGGAGGCCUCGACAAUUCCGGAACUAUUGGAAUUGGAACUGGUGGCGGUGGUGGUGGUGGUGGCAGUUGUGACGCGGUCGCUUGCGAUGUCAAGUGUAAAAAAGAGGGAGACGAGUCAGGGUACUGUGACACCUCAGCAUCUGGCGGUCUCCUUGGACUCGAUAUUGUCGGACAAACUACGGGCCACCUAUACCGUUACCACUUCAACCUGCUCUGCCACGUCGACGGCUACCGCCACGAACACUAUCACCAGCACGAGCACUUUGUCAACCACGAAUACUGCGACCAUCACGAAUACUAUCACCAGCACGAAUACUUUGUCAACCACAAGCACUUCUACCUAUACAACCACUGCUACUACUUGCGCCUCCGCAUGCUUCUGCUGCGACAAGCAAAACGGAUUUAG
Penicillium pulvis is the source of this 570-nucleotide messenger RNA. RefSeq lists its product as uncharacterized. The transcript has 3 exons. Lineage: Eukaryota; Fungi; Ascomycota; Eurotiomycetes; Eurotiales; Aspergillaceae. The coding region runs from base 1 to 570 and encodes 189 amino acids. The record is from RefSeq and is a predicted model, not a curated record.